Pelobates cultripes (western spadefoot toad) is the source of this 1011-nucleotide messenger RNA. Lineage: Eukaryota; Metazoa; Chordata; Amphibia; Anura; Pelobatidae. The record is from the annotation of a GenBank genome assembly.
AUGCCCUCACUCAACCCCUCCAUGGGCGGCGGCAAGAAAACACGAAACUCCGCGGUCGCACCAAUCUUCCAGCAAAAGGCCGCGAAGGCCCAGGCGCCAUCUUCAGCAAACUCGCCAUCAGACUCUGACUCCGAGAUCAGCAGCCACACGGUCCCGGACCGGGUGGAAGCUCCACUAACCCGGCGGGACAGGAGAGGGUUCCUCGAAAACUUCCACAAAUCGGUCGCGGAAGAGCUGGACAAGAAGCUGGGCCCGAUCAUGGAGGGGAUGGCGGACCUGAAGUCCGCACGCAGGCCGCUGAAUCAAAAGGCAAUGGAGGUCGUGCAGGCACAUGGCGGGGAGCUACAAGACCUCCGCGAGCAACUGCGCUCCCUGGAGGACUCCAAUGAGGACCUCAACAAUAGGACCAGAAGGAAUAAUAUUAGGGUGAGGGGCAUACCGGAGACCAUAUCCACGGAGCUGCUAACUGCCACCCUCACAGAAGUGUUUCAGCACCUCCUGCCAGAAGCCUCCACCGCCGACCUGCUCAUGGACCGGGCACACCGGGCGCUGAGAGCCCCCAGCACCAACACCGCCACCCCAAGGGACGUGAUAGUGCGACUCCACUUCUACCAUAUAAAGGCGCGCAUUAUGAAGGCAGCCAGAGAGACUCCCAUAGAGGUGGAAGGCGUCCAGGUCCAGCUAUUCCAGGAUCUGGCGCCGACCACCCUGAAAAGACGACGGGACCUGCGCCCCCUCACUCAGCACCUCACUCAGCACGGCCUCAGGUACGCUUGGGGCCACCCUUUCAAGCUCAUCGUCUGCAGGGAGGGCAGGUUCCACUCUAUCUCACAUGCCGCGGAAAUCCCUGCCCUCCUGGACCACCUGGGCCUACCACGACUACCUGAGCCUCCCCCAGCUGCCUCAGGCAUUGCAACAUCACAAGCAGCAUACCGCAACCUACCGGCCAGAGACAGAAAUACUCUGCAGCCACACGCAGAGAUACCCAGGCCUGACGCCGCACACAGCUAG